AAUCACGCGGCCACCGCUGCUUGGUAUGCUUUCUCCAUGAGUUAUGAGUCUAAUCCAUUAAACUAAUCGCGCGCUGCACCUGCCUGUUCCCGCUCUGCAGGUUCCUUUUUUUUCCUGCUUGCAACACAUUGCACAGUCAAAACUGAAAAUCAGUAUGUUGCUAGAUGGGUUCUAUCCAAAGACCUCGAAGUGUUUGCAGUACAUCAUUAAACCCGUUAGGCCGAGAAAAAUACACGAUGAUAGCAUUUGUCCAUAAAGGAGUAUAAAUUGGAAUACAUUUCACGUUUCCUCAAACUAGCAAACUUUCGUUUUAAAAAGAAGAGUGGCAAAACAAACGAAAGGACCUUCAGCUUGAACUCAUUCCGAAAGCGAAAUUUCAAUCGCAGAAUAGCAGGAUAUUUCGUGGCGUGGAAACUGUGACGGGCAUAUCAUGGACGCUUUCACAUUUUUUCGUAGCAGCAUGGCACAACUGGCUGUUAAUGACGUGCUUUUACUUCUUUGGUGUUUCUUCUGUUCAGUUUCUGCAUGGACGGUGACACUGAGUGACGAAACUCAUAACGUGUAUUAUGAAGAAGAUUCGGAAGCACGAUUUACAUGUGCAGUUACGCUGGAAGAACCUAAGAAAUGUAGGUUUUAUGCUACAUGGUAUUACGAACACGGCAUUCUUAGAGAUCGUUCACUGAUGAACAUGACAGAGAGCUCCCUGAACACAACACUCUCGAGGGAAAACUUAAAAUUGACUUGUAGCGUGCAUACCGGUCGUGGGGAACAAAAGAACGCGUCGUUGGAUGUUACUGUUCUAUAUCCACCAAGCAGCAUCACUAUUGAGAUGGACUCUCAACAGUUAACGGACAACGAUACAGCUACUGUGAUGAUUGGUCGUCCCUACCGAUUCACUUGCAAUGCGUCUGGUUUGAAUCCUGCUAAUCACAUGAUGUGGUUCAUCAAAACACAGAAUGGAGUGAAGCAAGCUGAGCCAUGUUGGAAUUCAUCACGGCAGGACAAGGACAGGCACAAGGACAGGGACGUGUCAUGUCAACUCGAUCUUAAUAUAACCAAAUAUCACAAUAGAGUCGUUUGUAGAGCACUAUAUCCGGAUGGCAAACCGUGUAAAGACAUAACGGUGAAUCUGCUGAUUCAGCAUGAGCAUCCAGAAACGACGACCCAGGAUUUAGAAACCCUGUCCCCUACAAGGUCUCACAUCAGUGUUAUAAUUCCAACGACAUCAUCUGUGGUCAUCUGCGUAACCAUAGCAAUAGUUUUCCUGCUAUUAAGAUGGCAUCGCAAGUACGCACUGAAUGUGAGGGAGACCACAGCGUCAAAUGAACUUAUUUUAACAGAAGACCCUGCUCCCACUGGAGCUGCACUUAGUACUUCCAACAGGUCGAGGCAUGACUACAACUUUCCUCGAGGAAAGAUCACCCUCCUUGAGGUGCUAGGAAGUGGAAACUUCGGUCAGGUCUACCAUGCUACGGCAGAUGGCAUAUACCAGUCUGGGAGGAAGUCAGAUGUAGCAGUCAAAAUACUCAAAAGGUCGGCGGAUGCUGACGUGGUUGAGGAUUUCAAGAAGGAAAUUGCAAUACAGAAGGAUUUCACGAGACACCCCAACAUUGCAUCAAUGCUUGGAUAUUGCAUGGAAAGAGAACCUUUCUACCUGAUAAUGGAGUAUCUUCCAAGAGGCAACCUGCAGAAAUACCUAAGAGGAAGGAAAGAUGCUUGGCGUGAUAACACCACAGAGGGUGACAUUCCUGCUUGUCCCUUCCAACUCCUAACAUUUGCUUCUCAGGUUGCUUUUGGCAUGGACUUUCUAUCGACUAUGGGGUGCAUUCAUCGUGAUCUUGCAACUCGCAACGUUCUUUUAAGUGAGGACUUAGUCUGCAAGCUGUCCGACUUUGGGUUAGCGCGCGAUGUAUCAGAGACGGAACAAUACGAGAAAACUUCCCUGGUACAGUGACUAGAAUUCGUAACACCUCGCAAACAUUUGAACUACUGAAUCUCAAACGCUUGCAACAGGAAGGCUGUUUAGAAUUUUUUUCAGUGACUUCAUGCUAAUGCUAACUGAAUAGUUUACUCGUUUGUAAUGUGAAAUUCCAAGUCAGGGGCAUUCGUAGGAAGUGCUGACUAUUUAGGAGAACAUAGGUCAAAUCCAUGUAUUUGAAA
Acanthaster planci (crown-of-thorns starfish) is the source of this 2160-nucleotide messenger RNA. Its product is annotated as fibroblast growth factor receptor 3-like. Gene Ontology annotation, molecular function: ATP binding; transmembrane receptor protein tyrosine kinase activity. Gene Ontology annotation, cellular component: signaling receptor complex; plasma membrane. The record is from RefSeq and is a predicted model, not a curated record. Gene Ontology annotation, biological process: multicellular organism development; protein phosphorylation; cell surface receptor protein tyrosine kinase signaling pathway. Lineage: Eukaryota; Metazoa; Echinodermata; Asteroidea; Valvatida; Acanthasteridae.